Molecule: messenger RNA, 1624 nt
Organism: Lotus japonicus
Lineage: Eukaryota; Viridiplantae; Streptophyta; Magnoliopsida; Fabales; Fabaceae
Exons: 3
Coding region: 1090-1518 (142 amino acids)
Source: RefSeq, a predicted model, not a curated record
GUUUGGAACCUUGCUUGUGAUGGUGAUUCAGACAGUCACAGGCGGGUUCGAGAGUUGAUUGAGCAGACGGGUCUUCAUCAGCUACCAUAUUGCAGCUACCCGGUGACAGAUGCAGGCCUUAUUUUGGCCCUUGUGGAGCGAUGGCAUGAGGAGACUAGUAGCUUCCACAUGUCGUUCGGGGAGAUGACUAUCACCUUGGACGACGUGUCGGCUCUUCUCCAUCUCCCCAUGGGGUCGAGGUUCUAUACGCCUGGGAGGGGGGAGAGGGACGAGUGUGCAGCGCUCUGUGCUCAGUUGAUGGGAGGAUCUGUUGGUAUUUAUGAGGCUGAGUUUGAUACGAAUAGGUCCCAGACUAUUCGCUUUGGGGUCUUGCAGACCCGGUAUGAGGCUGCGUUGGCGGAGCACCGAUAUGAGGACGCUGCACGGAUUUGGCUGGUGAACCAGCUAGGCGCCACGCUCUUUGCUAGCAAGAGCGGAGGCUACCAUACGACCGUCUACUGGAUAGGGAUGUUGCAGGAUCUUGGUCGAGUGUGCGAGUACGCGUGGGGCGCGAUUGCGCUCGCUACGCUAUACGACCAGCUUAGUCGAGCGUCCAGGAGGGGGACGGCCCAGAUGGGAGGUUUUAGCUCGCUCCUGCUAGGAUGGGUCUACGAGUACCUUUCUGACCGCGUCAUUAUCCGUAGGGCGGAUCCGGAGUACUCGUAGGACCAGCCUAGGGCGCGGCGGUGGGCUAUGUCCCGGGUCGGGCAUGCAGGCCUUGAUGAGAGGCGAGUCAUGCUCGAUGAGCUGACGGUGGAUGACGUUAUAUGGACCCCAUUUGAGGACCAUCGGGCUCAUCGACCACGGGAUCCGAGGGCCAUGUAUUCUGGCUACAUCCGGUCGCCAUUUGGCCGUGUUGUUCGACGGCAUCUACCAGAGAGGGUUCUGCGCCAGUUUGGCUUCAUAUAGGAUGUCCCUCGACACCCCUCUGAGAUCCAGACGUCUGGGUCCCUUGCUGAGACCGCAGAUGCUGCCUUUGCUGAGUUUGCGCCGCACCUCCGCCCUCAGGGGAUCCCCGCUACAUAUCCGGGAGAGGCUGUGGAGGAUUACAUGAGGUGGUACAGCGCUGUGUCCCAUCGGUUCAUCAUCCCUGAUGAUAGGAGGGAGGAGUUCAGUGCAGUGACUGUUAUGCGUCGGGCCGUGGACUUGUUGGAGCAGUCACUCGAGGUGCCAGAUGCUCCUGCAGAGGGCACGCAUUCCCGAUCCCUCACUGAGAGGGCGCUGGAUCUUAUUAGAUCCAAUGCCUUCAUUGGUACCCAGGGGGUAGCCUUUGCUGCUGUCCGAGGAGCUAGAGCUGCAGGAGGCAGAGGUCGUGGAGACAGAGCGCGUGGAGGCAGAGGCCGUGGAGGCAGAGCCCGUGGAGAGGGUGCUCCUGCAGAGGGUGCUCCUGCAGAGGGUGCGCGUGGAGGCAGAGGCCGUGGAGGCAGAGCCCGUGGACCUAGAGGUCGUAGAGGGGCCGGUAGGGGUCGGGGCGAGUGAUUGACUGUAUAUUUGUAUAUUUUUUUUGUAUUUUUAUAUUAUGACAUGUGACUCUUUGUAUUAGGACUCUCUUUAUAUUAAUCAUGCUUUCUAUUUUCACUCAUUA